UUCACAACUUCUGCCUUUUGGUCAACAGUACCAACAACUUUCAAGCAUCUUCUGCAUUCUUAUUCAUCUUCUGCUCUGCGUUUACUUUUGGUGUGACCACGAAAACAUAACUAGAGAAAAUGGAGGUUCCAAUAUGGAAAUGGUGUUUGAUCGUCAUAGGCAUCAUAUUCUUGGCAAUUGCUUCUCAUUUUCUGGGCAGACUCUUGUGUACACCUCGAGAGAGAAUCGCAGACAGUAAGAUCGAAAAGAAACAUGGGCCAGAACCAGCAGCUCAAGGAAAGGCUGAAAAGAAAGGCAGUGACCAACUCGUAUGAUAAUAAUGAUGCUUGUCAAGUAUAAGUCUCAUUCUAUUUUUCUCUUCUUGUAAAAUAAUCACAUCCAUGUAUAUGAAAUCUUUUCUACUUGCUAUUUUCACAAAAUCUACUAUUUGGGAUACGAGAGACAAAUGCAACAAUAAGUUUCUCGAUUUGUAUGCUAAACAAAACGCAAAU
This is a messenger RNA of Eruca vesicaria subsp. sativa (arugula), 491 nucleotides long. Lineage: Eukaryota; Viridiplantae; Streptophyta; Magnoliopsida; Brassicales; Brassicaceae. The record is from the annotation of a GenBank genome assembly.